This is a messenger RNA of Aplysia californica (California sea hare), 777 nucleotides long. RefSeq lists its product as uncharacterized. Gene Ontology annotation, molecular function: nucleic acid binding; RNA-DNA hybrid ribonuclease activity. The record is from RefSeq and is a predicted model, not a curated record. The transcript has a single exon. Bases 1 to 777 code for a protein of 258 amino acids. NCBI's taxonomy places the organism in Eukaryota, Metazoa, Mollusca, Gastropoda, Aplysiida, Aplysiidae.
AUGACGAAGAUCUUGAAAACGGUAUUGAGUAAGGAUGAGAAGAUAGACUCUGCCACGCAGUCCUACAUUGAUGACAUUCUGCUGGAUGAGAGCAAGGUAACAUCUGCUGCACUGGUGAAGCACCUGGCCAACUAUGGGUUGACAACGAAAGAACCAGAGCCAUUGGAUGGUGGCGCUGCAUUAGGUUUGAAGUUGAAAUCUGAUUCCACAGGAGAUCUCAUAUUUUCCAGAGCCAACAGGAUUCCCCAUGCAGUGUCUAAAGUCACCAAACGGGAGUUGUUCUCGAUCUGCGGAAAACUUACAGGUCAUUAUCCGGUUGCUGGAUGGUUAAGGAUAGCAUGCAGCUACAUAAAGAGAAGGGCAAAUGGUACCAAUUGGGAGGAGAUCGUAGACGAUGAAGUGGAGAAAAUGUUGAAGGAAAUGUUGAGCCGUUUGACUAAUGAGGAUCCCGUCAAAGGCAAAUGGUACGUGCCUAAAGCAACCAAAGGAACCGUAUGGUGUGAUGCUAGCAGUAUCGGAUAUGGUGUGCUACUUGAGGUCAAUGGCAACGCGGUAGAGGAUGCUGCAUGGCUUCGGAAACCUUCAGAUUUUGAUCAUAUCAACGUAGCAGAGCUGGAGGCUGUGAUGAAAGGUGUAAACAUGGCCAUCAAAUGGAACAUCUCUGAAAUCGAAGUUAUCACUGACUCAGCAACGGUGGCUGGUUGGAUCAAAACUGUUCUAUCGGAAGAGAGGAAAGUGCACACCAAAGGGGCAGCGGAGUUGAUUGUGAAGAGAUGA